Nicotiana tabacum (common tobacco) is the source of this 1730-nucleotide messenger RNA. RefSeq names its product amino acid transporter AVT6C-like. Gene Ontology annotation, molecular function: L-amino acid transmembrane transporter activity. The record is from RefSeq and is a predicted model, not a curated record. NCBI's taxonomy places the organism in Eukaryota, Viridiplantae, Streptophyta, Magnoliopsida, Solanales, Solanaceae. Gene Ontology annotation, cellular component: membrane. Gene Ontology annotation, biological process: amino acid transmembrane transport.
UAAUUAUUGUCAUAAAGUACUGUUAGCUCAGAGGGUGAUCCAAGGCCCAUUAGUCGGAUAUUUGUGUCCUUUGUACAUUUAAUAUUUCUCACCUGUGCACCCCUCAUACGUCUAAACUAACUCACCACCAUUCUAUAAGACUAACUUUACCCCUCAAUUCAUUCACAUUGUUGAAGAAUUUGCAUUUUACUCUCACUAUAGAUUUGCUCCAUUUUGGUAAAUUUAGCUGAUUGGUCAAGUGUUUUUAAGAGCAUACCAAAAACAGCCAACAUAAUAGAAGGCGUACCACUGAUGGGCCCGGUCAAAAAUGGCACCGGCGCUGACGUGCCACUGCUGGGGGAGAAAAGCUCUCCGACGAGAGAGAACCGGCGGGUGAUAUGGAGGACAGUGUUCAACGUGUCGACAAGUAUUAUUGGUGCUGGAAUCAUGUCGGUCCCUGCAACUAUGAAGGUCUUAGGUGUAAUUCCAGCAUUUUUGUUGAUUGUUCUGGUUGCUAUAUUAGUGGACAUAUCGGUUGAUUUCAUGUUAAGGUUCACGUAUGCCGGCCAGUCGACAACGUACGCUGGAUUGAUGAAAGAGAACUUCGGAAAGACAGGUUCUUUUGCAGUACAAAUUUGUGUCAUGAUCACUACUCUUGGUUGCUUGAUCAUGUACCUCAUUAUUAUUGGAGAUGUUCUUUCUGGACAAGGGGAACAUCUUGGCAUUCUUCAAGAAUGGUUUGGGAUUCACCGGUGGAAUUCGCGUAAUUUAUCAAUCCUGUUCAUUGUCUUGUUUGUUAUACUUCCUCUAGUCCUAUAUCGGCGUGUAGAAUCCUUGUGGUUUAGCUCAGCAAUUGCAGUUAUCCUUGCAAUUGUAUUUGUUGGUAUAUGUUCUGUAAUGGCAAUGCUUGCAAUUAUAAAAGGAGAAACAGUAAGGCCAAGAAUGCUACCGGAGUUAAAAAAUACUACUUCCUUCUUUAAUCUUUUCACCGUCAUCCCUGUUAUUGUAACAGCUUUUACAUUCCACUUCAACGUUCAUCCUAUUGGAAUUGAGCUGGGGAAACCUACAACUAUGACCACUGCUGUCAAAAUUUCACUAGCAUUUUGUGCAGCCAUCUAUUUUUCGAUUGGCAUUUUUGGAUACGUUUUGUUUGGAGAUUCAAUAAUGCCAGACAUACUUGUAAAUUUUGAUAAGUCGUUCAGCACUUCAGCAAUUAGUCCCAUUCUAAAUGAUGUGGUUCGUUUGAGCUAUGCGCUUCACCUGAUGCUGGUAUUUCCUCUCUUAAACUUCUCCCUCAGGGCAAAUAUCGACGAACUCAUCUUCCCUAAGCAACCAUAUUUGGCAACUAACAACAAACGAUUCGUGUGUCUUACAUUGAUCUUGUUAGCCUUGUCGUAUAUAGCUGCAAUUGUUAUACCAUCGAUAUGGUACAUUUUCCAGUUCUUGGGAUCAACUUCAAAUGUUUGCCUUGCCUUCAUAUUCCCAGGUGCAAUUGCUCUAAGAGAUGUCCAUGGUUUAUCUACAAGAAAAGACAAGAUCAUCGCGGUAGUCAUGAUUUUUCUAGCUGUUGUGACGAGCCUUAUAACUAUUGCUACCAACAUCUACAGUAUGACUAGAAAUAGCUCAUAAUUGGAAUUUUAACAUUUUAUAAUUGUAAAAUAGUUUGGCCGAUGACUUUGUGUGUAUUGUUGGUAAUAUUAGAUAGUUUCCAAGAUAUAUCUAUGUGAAUACAAAAUAUAGCUAAAUUCUCA